Molecule: messenger RNA, 459 nt
Organism: Colletotrichum destructivum
Lineage: Eukaryota; Fungi; Ascomycota; Sordariomycetes; Glomerellales; Glomerellaceae
Exons: 1
Coding region: 1-186 (61 amino acids)
Source: RefSeq, a predicted model, not a curated record
AUGAUCGUCCGGUACAAGAACGCCAAGACGAGCACCCGGGCAGUUCAGCAGGAGACACCCGAGCAGACAGGCGCCCGGUUCAAGAGCAACAACAAGAGCAGCUUCGGCGUCUCGAUGGAUCAGCACACCAUCAGCCACAGUCUGGAAAAGCCAGGAGAGAACCUGGAGGAUCUUCGAGCCGCAUGAAACAAACACGAGAAUCUUUUUUUGGGUUGUAGUGUAUUAUAUACCUAGCUCAGGCUCUCUCUCUCUCUCUCUCUAUCCGAUGUUUCAUCUUAUUGCUCAUCUGUUAAUCCAUCCCUCUAUAGGGGCAUCCCUAACAGGUAGGACCUGCACUAAGCGCAACCCUGAGACAGCGUCGAUCAGCUGGAUGAUCUGGUUUUACGACAGGAUGGGCUUCUUCCGCGUUCUUCCAGACAAAAGGUCGAGCUUUUUUGCUAUAAAUUGGACGAACUCCCU